Molecule: messenger RNA, 639 nt
Organism: Opisthorchis viverrini
Lineage: Eukaryota; Metazoa; Platyhelminthes; Trematoda; Opisthorchiida; Opisthorchiidae
Exons: 2
Coding region: 1-639 (212 amino acids)
Source: RefSeq, a predicted model, not a curated record
AUGGACUUCCAAAUACUCUAUGGGGUCUAUGUCAGGCCACCCCUGGAAUACGGCAGCCAAGUUGUCCACUCAGGGCGCACGAAUGACGUCACCCUCAUUGAGCGUGUCCAGCUAGCCGCUACGAGAAUGGUUGCUGGCCUCAAAUCCGUGGACUACGAAACGCGUCUCGCGAUGCUUGGUCCCUUUCCCCUGGAGUAUCUUUGUAUCUGGCCUUUGAACAAUCUUCAAAACGGUGUACACGUGGCCGGAAUGAGGAAGAUUUUCGCGUUCUAUUAUGGCUGUAUUGUGCUUGGGAUUGAGGAAACACUGGUACCCUGGGCGAGUGCCCCCGGGAGGCUGGCCAAGUUGGAACCGAAUGAAUCGUCUCCAAUCACCACAUGCCACUUUUCGCCCAGUCUCGCAUCUAAAGCUAAUUUCAACUGCUUCGCGAUCUCUUCCAAGCGCUGUGUACUUUUGUUGAAGCUUUUGGCCAACUUGACAAUCAAAUUCAAAGCAUCCGAGGAUAGAUAUGUGUCCUUUUCACCUGCGCUAUCUGCAGCGUAUUCAAUUUCCAUGAGAUCUACGGUUCGAUCGGUACCGUUUACCUCCGCGUGUCUUAGGUCUUCGACGUUUGGACUGAAGCCAACUGGUCGACCCUGA